Molecule: messenger RNA, 1375 nt
Organism: Polistes canadensis
Lineage: Eukaryota; Metazoa; Arthropoda; Insecta; Hymenoptera; Vespidae
Product: DNA-directed RNA polymerase III subunit RPC10-like
Exons: 3
Coding region: 556-1350 (264 amino acids)
Biological process (GO): regulation of translational fidelity; DNA-templated transcription; termination of RNA polymerase III transcription
Cellular component (GO): RNA polymerase III complex; cytoplasm
Molecular function (GO): double-stranded RNA binding; tRNA binding; DNA-directed RNA polymerase activity
Source: RefSeq, a predicted model, not a curated record
UGCACUUUUCCGGCAGCUACACGGCAACACUCGAAAAUUAGUAAGCACGUUGCAUACUUAUCACGAUAUUUCUGACUGUUUUUUUAUAUUUUUUUAAAAUAAGUAAAAAUAAAUAAAAACUUUCUUUUGUAAUUAUUUGUUAAAUAUUAAAUAAUUAUUUUCAUGUAUCAUAAUUGUUUUAACAAAAUUACCUUGCUCGUUCAACGUGAGUAAGGUUUCUAUAUUUGAGGAAUACACAUUAUAGGAUUAAAUAGCUAUGCUUCUUUUUUGUUCCUCAUGCGGUAAUGUACUUUAUGUUGAAGAGUAUACAGGAUUGAGAUUUUCAUGUAGAACAUGUCCUUAUGUUUUCAACAUAUCUCGUAAAGUUAGUUAUCGCACUUAUCCAAAAUUGAAACAAGUGGACGACGUGUUAGGAGGAAGUGCUGCAUGGGAAAACGUUGACUCUACGGAUGAACGUUGUCCAAAGUGUUCAAAUCCACGUGCAUAUUUUAUGCAAAUCCAAACGAGAUCAGCUGAUGAGCCUAUGACAACCUUCUAUCGGUGUUGUAAUCCAAAAUGUUGUCACAAUUGGCGCGAGUAAAGUUAUAUUUGAACACGAGUCAAAAGAGAACAAUUAUGAAUCCAAAAAAGAUGGGUCCUAUGAAAAUAUUUUUAAAUGCAGCUGUGGAACAAUUAGACAUGUUGGAUUCAGAAGAGAAACAUUGGUACGUUGGAGGUAGUAGAAGCGUUGCAACAGCUGUAGAAUUAUUAAAAAGAGGAGAAAUUAUUGCUAUUCCAACUGAUACAAUUUAUGGAUUUGCUGGUAUCGUAAGCAAUGACACAGCUAUAAAGAAAUUAUAUGAAAUUAAAAAAAGAGAUGAACGUAAACCAUUGGCCAUUUGCGUUGAUAAUGUUAAUGAAAUUCACAAAUGGGGAAUCGUAAAUGAAUUACCAUCCAGAUUAAUAGAGAAUUUAUUGCCAGGACCAUAUACUAUUGUAUUAAAACGAACAGAAGCAUUGAAUCCAUCUUUAAAUCCUGGAAUCAAUAACGUUGGCAUUAGAGUACCUGAUUAUAAAUUUGUUAGAUCUGUUGCUAAAAUAGUUGGACCAUUGGCGCUUACCAGUGCUAAUGAAAGCAAUAAAUUAAGUAGCGUGCAUCCAGAAGAAUUUACCGAAUUAUGGCCAAAAUUAGGAGGAAUAUUUUACCACCAAGCGGAUGUUAUGAAAAAACUUAAUCCAUCAAAAAGAAGAGGCUCUACGGUAGUAGAUUUAUCGCAAGCUCGUCAUUACAAAAUAUUGCGUAAAGGUGUCAAUGCAACACAUUGUGUUAAUUUGUUACAUUAUUAUGGAUUACUACCUUGUACAGAUUAAUAAUAAACUGGGUUAAAUUUCAAAA